CGGGGUUUGUAAUGCCACGUUGCUUGGAUUGAGAUUCUGAGUUUGGGCUGGGCUCACAGGGAAAGCGACUGUAUUGUGGAAGGAGGGCGGGAGCGGAGAAUCUCACGGCUCAAAGAGGUUUUUGAAUAAACAGAAAAGCCAGCUGCAACCAUGUUAACGGAUAGCAUAGUGGAGGAGUUUGAAAUUAAAGAAGAUGAGCUGUGGUGCGACCAGCAGGACUUGGAACAUGAUUUGCACCUAGCAGCUGAGCUUGGCAAAACAUUGCUGGAUAGGAAUACUGAACUGGAAAGUGCCUUGCAGCAGAUGUACACAACCAAUCAAGAGCAGCUGCAAGAAAUUGAGUAUCUUUCAAAACAAAUUGAGCUCCUGCGCCAAAUGAAUGAGCAGCAUGCAAAGGUUUAUGAACAGCUGGAUACAACCGCACGAGAGCUGGAAGCAGCCAAUCAGAAGCUGGUUGCAGAGAGCAAAACAUCACAACAAAAGCUUGCAAGUAUGACUGAUAUGAUAGAAUCUCUGCAGACUCAUGUGGAAGAUCUUCAGCGACAAGUGGAAGAGAUGAAGAAGUCUGAACGAAGUUCACUGAGAGAGACCUUUGAGUCGCAUGCAGCAUUGCACAGAUUUUCAUCCCUGAAGGAACUCUAUGACCUUCGCAAGCAUUUUGUUUAUGAUCAUAUUUUUGCUGAAAGGAUUACGUCUGUUGGGGACCGUCUUGAUCCUGCAGAAGAGGAAAAUGACAGGCUGAAGAAGACUUUGUCCAUGCUGCAAACUCAGCUCCGCGUAGAGAAGGAACGAAGAGAAACAACUGAACAGGAGUAUAUGCUGAUUGUAGAAGAGAACACGGAGCUUGAGCGUAAAGUGGCUAACUUGGAUUCUUGUAAGGCCCACAUAAAGGAACUAGAAGCACAGGUGUCUGAAAUGCAACAAAUAUGCCAGUCUGAUGGUGGUUUUGAAAACAAGCUCGACAGACUUGUUCCCGAGUCUAUUUUAAUUGCAUUUAAAGACCCUGCUGACACCACCACUGAGGAACUGACUAUAAUGGUAUCAGAGUCUGAAAGACAGCUUCUUAAGCGAAGAAAUAGUGAGACAGUCAUCAACACUGCCUCUGCUGAGGAAAUCCUGAAUGGUCAUGAACAAACCUGUAUUAGGCGAGCUGAAGCUGUGAAACAGAGGGGCAUCUCCUUGUUAAAUGAAGUUGAUAACCAGUACAGUGCACUGCAGGUGAAAUAUGAAGAACUACUAAGAAAAUGCCAACUGAGUGAUGAUUUUCUGAAGCACAAGGCUGUACAAACCUCAAAACGACAUUCCAAGGAUCAUCAUCCUAGAAAGUCUUCUCGCCUCCACGACAUUCCUAGUAACAGCAGCCAAGGUUUAAAGGACUGUGUAUCCCAGAUAUCUGCACUGGAACUGGAUUCGGUGGAUGAGCACCAGCCAGAAUAUAAAGUCCUUUUUAAGGAAAUUUUCCACUGCCUCAGGAAGUCGAAGGAAGAAAUAAAUGAACACAGAGCAAAGUAUAAAUCAUUCCUAUCCCCGUCUUUGUGAAAAAGCAAAAAUUACUGUGUUGCAAUAUUAAUGUAGCCUUGUUCUCCCCUGCUUUUUGUACUCCUCAGGGACAGUGUUCCAGGAGGUAAUGAGAGAAUUUUUUCCCCUCUAAAGUUUUUAAGUCUCUCUCUAUUGGCACUUUCAUAAAGUGCUUUAAUGGGGGUUGCUGUGAACUGAGGAAAAAAGUCUAAAAUGACGCUAAGCACUUUUUUGUAACUUUAAUAUGAUUGCAAUAUAAAAACCACUGUGUACCUCACUGAAAUGGCACCAAGUAAUAUUUUGUUGUCGGAUGGAUAUUUGCAGUGGGGGGUACCUGUUGGUAUCUCUCUGUAUUAAUAAUAAGCAGCUGCCUUUGGAAUUGCCUCUUGAGGCUUUCAUUUACAUGUUUGUAUCUAGCAUUAAAACAGACCUGCUAUUUAGUAAGUAUUACGGUGCAGCAACUCAGCUGAGUUAAAUUCAUUUGAGUUGUUAGUGGCUGGCAACUACAUUGGCAUUCUUGCUCAUCAGGUUGGUGUAGUGUAAAGACAACUUAAGUUUUAGUGUGUGUUGCUUGCAACAAAAGGUAACAGGGCAUCGGGUAGGUAGAGAGAAUCUUGAAGUGUGUUCUAAUGGAGUAGUGUAAAAGCAGUCUCAAAUACUGAGGAAAUUCUUUUUUGAGUUGAUACAAUUUCAGUUGGUAUUGCUGCCAUGUUCUGCAAAAAUAGAUUCAAAAAUCAUUUUGCUCAGACUGAAAAGGAAUGCCUUUUGCUGAUGAACUUGUGUCUCUGCUUUGUUCUAAUUUUAAUGAUGCCAUUCGGGUAUUUCAGAAAUGCCAGGUACUAGCAAUCCAGCUACAUUAGGAAUGGGGCUCUGUUUCAUAAGUGUCAAGGAGGUGUCCUGUGAGACUGCAUUUUGAUUCCCCAGUCUCGCUGCAGAGGUCAUUUACAGACCUGAUUCAGACCUGCAGCCAGUCUGCAGAGGUCAUUUACAGACCUGAUUCAGACCUGCAGCCAGUCUGCAGAGGUCAUUUACAGACCUGAUUCAGACCUGUAGCCAGUCACAUUGGCUCCUUGCAGAUACUAUUAUGACAUGCAUAUACACAUGUUUUGUGCAUUUAUAUAUUAUUGUACUGUUUAAGUAUAUGGAAAGUGAAGGAGGGGAGAAUUACCUAGGCUGAAAUGAGAGAACUUUGUCCAUCUUCCCUCGCAGAUGUUUUCAGAAAACGUAUCCUGUAGCUGUUAAAUGCCUACUUUUUUGCCCAAUCUGUUCCAUUGGCUGACCACAAUUAGUAUUGGGUUCUUCUAAGGGUCAUAAUCUGUGCAGUCCUUCCCCUGAUAUUUCUGCAGGUAGAUAUGGUAAGGCAAGUUUGCUUGUCUUCCUUUUGAAAUUGUCACAGAGCUGGAAUUCCACAACAGAGAAAUGGUAUGAGAUUGCUUGUGUUAUGGUAAAUCCGGCUUUAUAUGUGGCAUAAUGUUUUGAUACACAGUUAGGUUGGUGAUCAGAGUGUGGCCCAGGGUUUUUGUAGGUUAUGAAGUUAUGCCAAAAGUCUGAAGUAGCCAUUUCAUGUUGGCAACUUAGUUAGAUGUCUGCAUGUUUCAAAAGAUUUGUUUGCAGGCCACAGACUUCCCCAGAGAAAGCUGAAGCAUAAAUUGGGAAUUGUGUGCGUGUGUUUUUAUAGCUGUUUGAGUGCAUAAUAGUUAAAAGCAAUCCUGCAUUUGAAUAAAACCUAAAGACAGGACAGCAUUUUGUCCAAAGCAAAUUGAUGGGGGUAAGUAGUGUGAGGGUCCCCCUCCCAACAAACUCCUGGUGGAAUUACCUUCGCUUGAAAUAAUGGGUGAUUUGAUCUAGGUUAAGAGAGAUUAAAAAAGGGAUAUUGUGGUCCAUCAUUGCUUGACUAUAACUGUGGGUGAAUAAAUGCCAAAGAUGGUAAGUUAGAGACCUUUUGCUUUUUCUUGCUCCAUUCCCUAGCAGAAUGUCAUUGCAGUAGAUCUUUGUGCAUCCGAGUCUAGGCAUAGGAGGUAGCCUAAAGUUCCUCCCUUCCAAAAUAAAGGAAGAAUGAAAGCCCAGAUGCAACUGCGUAAGGGCUGUAACCUUAAUGAAUAAUCAUUGUGGUUUUGUAUUCUUCUGAUUCUCAUUACAAUGCAACUGCCUCUUUCAUAUGUGUUUGUCAUUUUUGGCCAGUACUGUUUACACUGGUCCUAUUGAUGUAGGUUUAGCCGUUUACUUACUCAAAAUUUGGCGACGUGCUGACUGAUCUUUGGUGUGUAUGGGGUCUGAUUUCAGUCUGACACAAAGCAUGGCUUUCCUUCAUGAAUGAGCAGUGCAUAGUCUGCAGCAGGAAAGAAGACUCUUGUAGCCAGGGUGUUUAAGUUAGGGUCUUUCUAUAAAGUCUACAUCUGCAUAAUGCAUGCAAACAUACAUGUGAAACCAACUUGGAUUAAUUUCCAAGCUUGCUACAAUUAGUAGUCUAUUUUUGAGCACCUGGUAUUCGUAUGUAAGCAGUAGAUUAUGUCCACCUUGCAUGUUGAUUUCUAGUGGCUAUCUUUUCCCUGUCUCAGUAGUCACUGCUGAAUGCCCAUCCCCAGGGUGGUGGGUCAUGCAUAUCAAACCACAUUAGUGGAAGGUGGUCAAAGAACCACCUUGAUGGUAUAGAAUGAUAAAGGCUUGACAGUAGUCCAGCUGGGCCCGGUUUGAUUAGUGGUUCAGGCACCUUCUGGUACUGGCAGGGAAGAAUUGGGGAUACUCUUCCUGGGGGAGAGGAAGCUGGAGUCAGCUUUUUGCAACUGCAAGUCAUUGGAGGAAGGGAGCAGUGUGUGCACAGUGUGAGUUGCAGCAAACUGUCGUUUGGUGGUAGCCUUUUAUUGAGCAAGUGCAUCAAAGUGUGUACUGAGUAGUGGUCCAAAAACUAAUGUGGGUAGUAUACACCCACCUACCCACCAAUAAGAGGAGUUGGGUCAUAUAGAAACUUUCAUAACAAGGAUGCCAGUGGGGGCACAAACACCUGUCAUGGCUACUUGGACUGCUCCAUCUGGACGCCUCUCUCACACACCUGGAUCUCAGGAUGACUGUUCCACAUGGAAAUGGGAUUAAGUCUGUUAAGGGAAGGCAAAAUUCUCAAAGGUCCAGAAUGAAAAAGACAAAAGCUGUGUUUCAGUCAUUUUAUAGCCAAGGGCAGUCUUAUGGCACUUAAAAUUUUUACUUUUAGGUUUGGAGGUAUGGAUCAGACCAGGUUUCCCCACAGUAAAGGGGUGCAUGAAGUCCCCUAUUCUUUGUGCGGAAAGUAAUCCAAGCUUACCUCAGUAUUCUCUGUCGGGGCAUGUGCUAAAGGCAGGUGAUGUUCAUUUGGACUGCCAUCCGUCAUGGACAGAUGGUCUUACCACCUUUAGAUACUCUGAUCAGAAGUAGAAUUGUUUGGCAAGUGCUUUUUCUGAAACCAGAGCAAAUUUGCCAGAUUAGUUUUGCAGGCCCCAGUAAUGAGCUCAGCCUGGUGGUGCUCUCUGGCAAAAUCAAAGCAAUCUGGAAACCACAUGGCUAUCCUGGUUUUCAUGUGCCCAGAGCAGCAAAUGGCUAUAAUAGUGCCUUUUUCAGUUGUAAAAGAGAACAGGUGCUCUGUACUGAAACAAUGAAAUGUGUCUUCUACUCCUGCAACAAGUCAAAUUAUUAUGUGCCAUUAAAAUAGAUAUUUUCACCAUCUGUUGUAUUGCAAACAUGCUAGUAAAUUGAAUUUAAUUCUGAAGAUGUUGCACAAAUUUGUGCUGUGCACAGAUUACUUUUCCAUCUGGUGUAGCACAGCCACAUGUAUUAUGAUGACUUACUACACACACACACACACACACACACACACACACACACACACACACACACACACACACACACACACACACACUUCGGGUAAUGGUCAGCAAUCUGACCUGGUACUGUAAGAAGGGGGUCUGUCGCUUCCACUGUGUAAUAUUACUUGGUCAUAAUCUUUGGAGGAAGUGUAAUUUCUGGAAGAUAGCCAGGUUGUCUUCUGUUAGGAUGAAGAGUAUAUAUCAUUUAACACUGGGGAAUGAGACUUGGGAGUCCCUUUUUAUUGUAGUGUGAUAACAGGUUAUUGCUAGUGCUAGUUUUUUUUGAAUUUGCACAGUAUUAGCAUUCGGUCUACACAUGAAUGCUUUUCCUCUCUGGUUUAGAAAUAGAACUAAAUUACCUUGUUGCUUACUUGCAGUACUUUUAAUUUUCUGUUGUCCUAGACAAUGGCAUGUUGGUAGUUUCAUCAUUUAGAAACUACCUCUUGUGGCCAGCUAUGUGACAGAGUGGCAAUAUGUUAGAAAAUCCUCCUGAAAUUGAAGACUUGGAAGGCAUUGUAUAUUUUAAAUUUUGACUUGGGCUACUACCCUUUGUAGCCUUUAUUUUUGACUGUGGAAGUGCAAGUAAUAAAAGCUAGUGAACGUUAAUAGGAAGACUCUCAUAGUUACAUAUGGAAAGUAGUAAAAAAGUUGUUGGCCAAAUGGAUCAGAGAAAAUUUGUUUUAGAAGGGGUAAAGAAACUGAACAGAAAGUGUAUUGUUUUUCUUGGAACAUGAAAUUUACUAAAGGCCACUUUGGAGUUGGUGAUUAUUUUUGUUUGUUAGCACACUAAUAAAAUAAGGGUCAUCUUGCUAAGCAGUCUUUGUAAAAUGUACAAGUGAAUCUCUAUUGAAGUGCUGCCUUCACUAUUUAUUGCCUAUGCAACAUGUAACAAGCAUCUUUUUUAUGUCUUUUAUAAUAGGUUUUCUGCAAGUGUAAGCCUUGGUACAUAAUAGUAUUACAUUUUUCCCAAACUGGGAAACCUGUAAUGACAAUAUCAUACUCCCCCAGGCUGCAUCAUUCUGUUUGCUGAUGUUGCAGAUUGUGUCCUAGUAAUUGUGUGAAUAUGGUGCUAAUAGACUGUAAAAUUUAAAUGCAAGGUCCCUGUGAAGAAAAACAAAUGCCAAGAAGUCUCUCUCUGCAGUUAAUAUCUUCAGUGGAGGGGAGGGGGCAGUGGUGUCUUAAGCAUUCAUGUUUGUAAAAAUUAAAAAAUAUUAUUAUAUUUAUACAUAAGCCAUGCAUUUAUUAUAGAAGUUGAAUGCUUUAAUGUAUCUAAUUUCUAAACACCUUAUGUUGUGCAUCCACCAAAGUAAAGCUAUUUAUAUACAGUUAUCAGUAUUGCAUUUUUCUGGGACUUAACUUUAUUAAAGAAUGAACUGUACAACCACAUGGUGGUGAGCUUUUA
Protopterus annectens (West African lungfish) is the source of this 6753-nucleotide messenger RNA. It is a transcript of the gene CDR2, whose product is annotated as cerebellar degeneration related protein 2. Bases 151 to 1539 code for a protein of 462 amino acids. The record is from RefSeq and is a predicted model, not a curated record. The transcript is spliced from 5 exons. Lineage: Eukaryota; Metazoa; Chordata; Ceratodontiformes; Protopteridae.